GCGGUCCCACGUUUGUUUUGGUUAUUUACAAAUUUUAAAGCAUGCGAUUCGCCCAGAUAAUUGUGGGUCCUGCAGGCAGUGGCAAGUCGACCUACUGCAGCUUUAUGCAGCAGCAUGCUAUGGACGCCAAACGAAAUAUUCAAGUUGUCAAUUUGGACCCGGCGGCCGAACACUUUACUUACAGUCCGCUCGCAGAUAUACGAGAGCUGAUACACCUGGAUGAUGCCAUGGAGGAUGAAGAGCUGCAGUACGGACCCAAUGGAGGAUUGAUUUUCUGCCUGGAGUUCCUCAUAGAGAACCAGGACUGGCUGAAAGCGCAGCUGUGCGGCGGCGAGGACGAGCUGAUGGUGGGUGAACCGGACGAUGACUACAUACUCUUUGAUAUGCCCGGACAAAUUGAGCUGUUCACUCAUCUGAAAAUGGGCAAACAACUGGUACAGCUGCUGGAGUCCUGGAACUUCCGCACUUGUGUGGUCUUCUGCCUGGACUCGCAGUUCAUGGUGGAUGGCGCCAAAUUCAUAUCGGGCACCAUGGCCGCCCUCAGUGUGAUGGCCAACAUGGAGCAGGCGCACGUGAAUGUGCUGACCAAAGUGGAUCUGCUGAGUUCUGAGGCGCGAAAGCAGUUGGAAAUGUACCUGGAGCCGGAUGCACACAAUCUAAUGGGAGAACUGACCAUUGGGUCCUCGUUUGGGGAGAAAUAUCGCAAGCUGACAGAGGCAAUUGGUUCGCUCAUUGAGGAUUUCAGUUUGGUUCGCUUCUUUCCCCUGGACACACAGGAUGAGGAGAGUAUUAGCGAUCUCUUGCUGCAAAUUGAUAAUAUUUUGCAAUUUGGAGAAGAUGCCGAUGUCCAAGUGAGGGACUUUGAGGAACCUGAUGCGACCGAAAGGGACCCAGAUAUGUGAAGGGUUCAGUUCAUAAGAAUAACAUGUUUUUAAUUAUUUGCUGUAAAUAAAAUUAAGAAAAAAAUCAA
Messenger RNA from Drosophila guanche, 970 nucleotides. RefSeq names its product GPN-loop GTPase 3. NCBI's taxonomy places the organism in Eukaryota, Metazoa, Arthropoda, Insecta, Diptera, Drosophilidae. The record is from RefSeq and is a predicted model, not a curated record. The coding region runs from base 42 to 902 and encodes 286 amino acids. The transcript is spliced from 3 exons. Gene Ontology annotation, molecular function: GTPase activity.